AUAAUUUACGAGUUUCUGAUUACAAUUGGUGAUGAGAUUGAGAUUGUGUGGAGGAAACCGAUUACCGCAUCUUCUGUGCUCCUCGGCUCGGUACGAUGGUGUUUGCUCCUCACGGCUAUCCUGAACCUUGCACCGUCAACUCCGAAUAACUUGGAAAAUAGCUGCACACCACUUCAAAUCUUGACCUGGGUACUCAAUCUCAUUGGGUUCGUCCAAAUCGCAUUGUUUUCCGCUCUGCGCGUGUUUGCAAUCUGGGAUAGGAGCUACGUCUGGUCAUUGGUGGUGUUCGUACUGAGCAUUGUGCCUUUCGCGACGAAU
Messenger RNA from Phanerochaete carnosa HHB-10118-sp, 318 nucleotides. RefSeq lists its product as uncharacterized. NCBI's taxonomy places the organism in Eukaryota, Fungi, Basidiomycota, Agaricomycetes, Polyporales, Phanerochaetaceae. The annotation marks the transcript as partial. The transcript has 3 exons. The record is from RefSeq and is a predicted model, not a curated record.